Molecule: messenger RNA, 1395 nt
Organism: Panonychus citri (citrus red mite)
Lineage: Eukaryota; Metazoa; Arthropoda; Arachnida; Trombidiformes; Tetranychidae
Product: chromobox protein homolog 3-like
Exons: 1
Coding region: 531-947 (138 amino acids)
Biological process (GO): chromatin organization; negative regulation of transcription by RNA polymerase II
Cellular component (GO): pericentric heterochromatin
Molecular function (GO): chromatin binding
Source: RefSeq, a predicted model, not a curated record
UUCUUCUAAUGUUUCUAAUUGUUACCACAAGAUGGAGCCCCUACUACGACUUUCGAUCCACGUGUUUUUCAUGUUUGAUCGAUUAUUUUAACCUAUCGAUCUUAUAAUUUUUUCUCCAUCAUUCAUUUAACUAACAUCGAGCUUAUGAUUGAAAUCGAUCUGAAUACAAUCGUUUCAAUCUUUUAAAAUAAUCGAUUUUGAGGCAAUUUUUUACUGGAAAAAAUCGAUUUCAAAUCUAUGGGAAUACAUCGAUUGUGAGCAAUCGACUGUGAUUAAUCUGUCUUUGUUCUCCUCCCAACUCAGCUAUUUGCGCCUCAUGAUAAAUGUUAACAGUUUUUUUUUGUUUUCAAUAGGUUUGAAUUAUUUUUUUUAUAAAUUUGUUUCUUUUCUCUCUACUCUACAUCUUUUGUACUUCCUGUUGCUGAUUUUGUGAUACCUUGUUAAGUUUCAUUACAUUUGUACAUGUUAAGCCCCUUCACAUUCCCUUCUUUCUCUUAGUGAAAUAGUAGAGAAAAAAAACAAGAAAAAGUAUGUCACCAGUAAAGAGACUGAGAAAAUCAACCGUUCGAGAUACUAAAGAGUAUACCGUCGAGAAAAUAGUGGACAAAAGGAUCAACAAUGGUAAAGUUGAAUACCUUUUAAAAUGGCAUGGAUAUGAUGAUCGUGAUAAUACUUGGGAACCAGUUGAUAAUUUAAGUUGUGACGCAUUGAUUGAAAAUUACAAGCAACAGGAAAGAGCAGCCAAACCAGGACAAUCCACCUCAAAAGAAUCUACUACCAACUCUUCAAAUGGUACAAAGAACGGUGUGAAAUCUCGACGUGGACGUAAACCUGGGUCAGCUGCUAAAUCACCAGCGCCAUCAACACCACCACCACCAGCACCAGCUAAAUCACCAGUUUCAACCAGUACCAUGUCUACACGUUCUCUAAGAAAACGAUUAAAAUGAGAGAUGAGUAUCACCAAUGGUCAGUCGAUGGUCAUUGGGUAGAAAAGGGAAAGGAAUUUGUUUACAUUUCUACUCAAUUCAUUUUUGCCCCUUCGAUAAUCAUAAUUUUCUUACUUCAGCACCAACAUUGUUACCUGAUUUUCCAUCAUCAUUACAAAGAUGAUUUUCCCGCUCUCCCACUCUCCCUCUAUCUCUCCCUUUUCUUCUUCUUCUUCUUCUUCCUCUUCUUUCUCCCCUUCUCUCUAUUUCUCUUUCUCUUUCUCUUUCUAUCUUCUCAUUUAAAGCUUUUAUGGUGCGCAUGUUACUCAGAAGAUUCUAAAAAUUCUGACUCUGAAUCUUCAUUCAGUUCUCAUGAUGAAUUGAAAACUAAUGACCAGUAAUAACAAAAAAAAAUCUUAACACAUAAAGUUUGAUUACAAAAAAAUAAAAAUAAUUUUUUUCUCUCAAA